UUUUAUAAAAAAAAUGUCAAUAAAUUUCUUCAUAAGCCAAGCUUUUGUCCAUUAUUUGUUUUAGCUUGAAACUCUGAUGAUGGUGAGAAAAUUCAUCAAGGUUAAGAUGUUUCAUUACCAGGUACUUAGCCGUGCCAGAUUUCCUCUCCUUUUUACCCUCACACUAUUUGGCGUUGCCAUGAUCUAUAUCAUCUACACAGACAAUAUCAUAUAUGAUUCUUUUGAGUCUGGUAACAAUGAAAUUCCUAAGUUCUUGGAGGCACAUGAGAGAGCUCAAGGACAACUAAGAUCAAGUAUUGGUAACAUGCAACUGCAACUGCGUUCCAUGCAAGAAGAGAUUGAUGAAGUUGAAGAUGAAAAUUGGAAAUCUCUAGUUCCUCCUUUUAAUGUCACAGUAGAACAAAGAAUUGCUUGGUUCCAGGAAAAGAUGCCGAAGUCUAAGGUUUUCAUGACAAACAACUUGACACACCAAUUUCAUAGUCGGGUUAGGGAAUUCUUUAAAAGUGGCUGUGAGGAACAUUUCUUCAUGAUUUGGAUUGCACCAGCAAGAUCUUUUGGAAGAAGAGGAUUCUUCUCCCUGGAGAGCCUUUUCAAGGCACACCCUACUGGAUGUUUAAUGAUUUUAUCAAGAAGUUUGGAUUCUAGAAGAGGAUACAGGAUUCUGAAACCUCUAGUAGAUAGAGGGUUCAAAGUUAACGCGGUGACACCAGACUUGGCAUUUCUAUUCAAGAAUACCCCAGCUGAGGCUUGGUUUAAGAAGAUGAAAAGUGGGAAGAAGGACCCUGGUGAGAUUCCAAUAGCUCAGAAUUUAUCCAAUUUGGUGAGGCUUGCAGUAUUGUACAAGUAUGGGGGGGUUUACUUGGAUACAGAUUUUAUUGUUCUAAAGCCUUUUAGGGGGUUGAAGAACUUGAUUGGUGCACAAAGUAUGGAUAUGAAAUCUAAGAACUGGACCAGGUUGAACAAUGCAGUUUUAAUCUUUGAUGUGAAUCAUCCACUUCUGCUCAAGUUCAUCGAGGAAUUUGCCUCGUCUUUUGAUGGAAAUAGGUGGGGACAUAAUGGUCCCUAUCUGGUUUCCAGAGUGGUUGAGAGAAUAAGAAAGAAACCUGGCUAUAACUUCACAGUCUUGCCACCUAUGGCCUUCUAUCCUGUUGAUUGGAUUAGGAUAAACAGACUUUUUCAGAAGCCAGCAAACCAAGGUGAUUCUAUAUGGGUACAAGACAAGCUGCUUCAGCUCAGUGGAGAGACUUAUGGUGUACACCUAUGGAACAAGCAAACUAGCAAUUUGAGAAUUGAAGAAGGAAGUGUCAUGGGAAGACUAAUCUUAGAGCACUGUAUCCUUUGCCAACACAUAUAUUAGUUCUUCAAGGAAGAUCUUGUUGACUGGAUAUUGCUUGAAUUAACUCUGGUACACGAGUUAUGGGUAUAUCCUUGUUAUCUUUGUUUGUUUUUUUUCUUU
Molecule: messenger RNA, 1456 nt
Organism: Quercus robur (English oak)
Lineage: Eukaryota; Viridiplantae; Streptophyta; Magnoliopsida; Fagales; Fagaceae
Exons: 1
Coding region: 77-1357 (426 amino acids)
Source: RefSeq, a predicted model, not a curated record